Esox lucius (northern pike) is the source of this 2696-nucleotide messenger RNA. RefSeq names its product solute carrier family 15 member 5 (gene slc15a5). Gene Ontology annotation, cellular component: membrane. Gene Ontology annotation, biological process: transmembrane transport. Gene Ontology annotation, molecular function: transmembrane transporter activity. The transcript has 9 exons. Lineage: Eukaryota; Metazoa; Chordata; Actinopteri; Esociformes; Esocidae. The record is from RefSeq and is a predicted model, not a curated record. The coding region runs from base 695 to 2563 and encodes 622 amino acids.
AGUAUCAGGCUUCUUGGCCUAACAGCAACAAAGAGACUGGUUGCCUUCUUUUUUUUCAGUGUCACAUUUCUAGUAUUCAUUAAGGGAUCAAAUCACAUCAGAGUGAAAUUAACACUUAAGGUGUAAAACAACCCAAGAGUGGAUGUUAAUAACCAAAGUUAUGCCUUUAAACAUGGAGAAUAAAACUGUCCCAAAAAACUAUUCCAGUGUGGUGAGCAUUUCACACAGCCAGUGUCCUCUUCCAUCAGUAGAAUAACAGAAACACUGUGGAAAUAUUAACAUUGUAGCACUUGGAGAAAAAAAACUUGGCAUCAUAUCAAACGGCUAAAAACAAUGGCAUAGGAGCAGGGGGGACAUGUCCCCCCAGUGUUAGAAGCAGAUACAGUCCGCCCCUCCCCCAAUACUAAGAACCCUGCAAACAUUUUAAACAUUUUAAACUCACACCUAUGUCCUUGGCUUCAAUAUCCUAGUUAAAAAUCACAUCUAACCCAUAACAGGAUCAAGCACUCAGCAGCCAGCACGUGCAGAAUGUUGCCUCAGAUACUUGGACCACUGACACCCCCAUUCCAGGGGUGCACUCACAGGAAGGUGUAGAAUUCCAGCCCUGCAUUCUACAUCAACUCCCCUUCUGAGAAGGAAGGUUCAUCGCCGCAGUUUCCCUCGCCCCAGUUAGAUAGCGAGGAAGGCAAGAACCAUGGUGGCAGUGGACCUCCAACGGCUGUCAGAAGAAGGGCUGUGCUACCAACAACUGCAUCGGCCCUCCGUUGAAGGUGGGGUGAAACACCAACUACGUCGACCCUCGGUCGAGCCUGAGCGACGCCAUCAGUCGCGUCAACACUCGGUGCCAGCAGGUCACCACGAGCUGCGUUGGCCAACCACGGCACGACACACGAGCUCGAGCAAAGGCAUGCCACAAAACCGUCCCCAGCAAACUCGAAAGAAGCUCCAAGUUAUCAUCUGCGUCCUGAUAGUGGAGCUGUUUGAGAGGUUCACAUUUUUUGGGAUCGUGUGUAACAUGAUCCUUUUCUGUACGGUGAAGCUGGGCUAUGAUUACUACCAGGCUGCUACUGUUAACCUGUGUUUUGUGGGGGCCAGCACGCUCACUCCUGUGCUGGUCGGAUGGUUCGCCGAGACCUGCCUCGGAAGGACGAAGGUGCUUUACUUGUGUGCUCUGCUCCAUCUCUUUGGUACAGCGAUGCUUCCAGUGGUGGCGUUCCCGUUCGAGGACUUCUACAUCGACACACACAACAUGCUCCACCAGCUGGAGCCCCACGAGCAACAGACCCUGUUCUACACCGGCCUACUGGCAGCUGCUCUGGGCAUCGGGGGCAUCCGGGCCAUCCUGUGCCCCAUGGGGGCAUACAACCUACAGGGCUACGACCAGCACCAGUUACUUUCCUUCUUCAACUGGUUCUACUGGCUGGUGAACCUGAACUCGACGGUGGUGUUUCUCGGUAUCGCCUACAUCCAGCAGUCCGUUGCCAAUAACCUGGGCUUCCUGAUCCCCUUCAUGUCGGUGCUGCUGAUGAUCAUCGCCAUACACAUGGUCCGCAACAACCUCACCUUCAGGCCAAAGAAAGGCGGUUCCCUGCUGAACACCCUGGGUGUAUUCCUGAACUCUCUGAAGAUGUGCUGCCUCCAUUAUCGGCACCUGAGCGGAGACGUGGCCAGCUGGCUGGACCGGGCCAAGGAGAACAAUGGGGGGCGCUACAGCGAGACGCACGUGGAGAACGUCAAGGUCCUGGUCAGGCUGUUCCCCCUGUACGGUCUGCAGCUGUUGUACCGAGCCUGCGUCACUCAGAUUCCUUCAGGUUACUACAUCCAGACCAUGAACUCUAACCUGCACCUGAACAGCUUCCUGCUGCCCAUUGCGGCCAUGAACGUCAUCAGCAUCCUGCCCCUGUUGCUCCUAGCUCCUCUCAUGGAGUGUGUCACCUCCUGCUGCCUGUCCAUGGAGAAAAGCACUUUCUCCCCCGCCAGAGUAAUUACGCUGGGUCAUGCGUGUGCAGCCCUGUCUGUCCUGGUAGCAGGCCUGUCAGAGGUCCACAGGAAGGGCUUUCCCCUGAAGGAUCAGGCCCUGUCAGGAAAGGUCCUCCAGGUGUCCUCCAUGGCCUGUUUCCAUCUGGCUCCCCAGUACAUCCUGCUGGGGCUGGCAGAGGCCCUCGUCACCCCAGCCUGCUCUCUGAUUUCGUUCCACCUGACGCCUAGUCAUAUCAGAGGCAUCUCCCUGCACUUCCUCACCCUGUCCUAUGGAGGGGGCUGUUUCCUGGGAGCCCUACUCACUCAGCUUGUCUAUCUUCUCUCUGGAGGUAACUUCUACCCCAACACACUGCAUGAAGGGAAUCUGGAGCAUUUCUUCUUCUUCUUGGCCACGUUGAUGGCCAUCAACACUCUAGUUUUCUGGAGGAUAUCUUACAGGUAUCUAGACUUGAGCGUGGUUCAGAGUAGAGCAGUGGGAAACAGCCUUCUGGCAGAGAAGCUCCUGCAGUACAAGACCUGCCUGCGGUUCUACGACACCAUGGAAUGUUCUUACAGAAAAACCUCCUUAGAAACAAUUUUGUGACUUCCAGACUUUGUGUCCUGUAACGCUGGCGUUACGUUUGUGUUAUUUAUAUACUACAUGCAGUGUGUUAUUCCCAUUGACAGUUGUUUUAUUUAUGUACUACAUGUAUUGUGUCUUAUUUCCAUUGACAGUU